AUGGAAUCUGAUGCUUCUUUGGAAGAUUCGAACGAUUAUACGAGUCAGAUUGAUUCCAAUAAAGAUUAUAUACUGACACUGAAGGACCCGGCUAUACAUGAUGCUUUAUUGCAACGGUUAAACACGUUUCGACGUAAUCGUGAACUUUGCGAUGUCGUUCUUUUUGUUGAUGAGAAGGAAAUACUUGCUCAUAAGAUCGUGCUGGCAGCGUUAUCGCCGGCUUUAUUCGAUAUGUUUAUUCGUAACGAUUUUGAAUCUUCGUCCCAUUCGUCAGUUCGUUGUGAUUUAAGAUCCAUAUUUACAGGAACAAGUCCAUCGCCAACUUCAGCUGCUCGAUUUAAAAAUUCGAAUAAGCCUUCCGUUAUCAAUUCGCCACUCACAAUUCAACCAAUUUCAAAUCCUCCUUUUGCCUAUUAUGAAUUUCCCAAUGCAGAUUUUGAAUGUUUUAAUGCUAUCGUCAAUUUUGCAUAUUCCUCGCACCUUGAAAUCAGCAGCAAGAAAGUAACCGAGAUGUAUAAGUUGGCUGGUUCAUUACAGAUGGGACAAAUUGCAAAAGCUUGCGCGCAUUUUUUGGCUCAAAAUUUGAAUAUAUCGAAUUGUAUCGGAAUACGUCGUCAAACUAGUUCUAAUGAUGAAUGGCUUGUAAAAAAAGUUGAUUCAUUCAUUGCGAAAAAUUUUCAAGAAAUUGUUAAUAACAGUGUUGAGCUAACUUCAUUGACGUGUAUCAAGUUACGUGUGAUCUUAAAUAUUGAAAAGUCGAUUCUGAUUCGUAAUGGCUUUUGUAUUGCCAAACGUGCUGUUCAAUACUUUCAGUCGUUACCAAAAAGUGAUUAUCAUAUCGAUAAUAUUAUUGAGCAAUUGGCCGAAAAAAGUCAUCUUUUAUACUUAGAAGACAAUGAUACUUUACAAGAUUGUGCUGAAAUAGAUGGUAAUAGUUCAGUGGCUGCUUCAGAUAUUAUUCAAGAUUACAAGAGAAGCAUUGUCAAUCAAUCACGUUCUUUAAGCGUUGGAAAUAUAUCAUUAAAUAACUCGACUGUUCAACAUCAUAUCAUUGGCGCUACCCCGGUUAAUCUAAAUUCUAAUAGAAGUUCUACCAAUAAAUUUUCGUCAACAGAAAGUAUCAAUUCGUUAUCAAGCUGGAAAAGUGAAGCGGAUGAUGAUAAUCAGGCAAAACUUAUUGCUACUCAUCAAACAUCUGGUGAUUUUUGGAUUGCACUUGCUGUACUGCAUAAACGUCUGGUAACUUUAAGUAUUCAAAUGACUGAAAGUGAAGAUAUCCUGAAGCGAAAUGAACGAUCUGUUGCGGUUGCUACUGAAUCGAAAUUACCAGCAGAUGCUUCAAGACAAAAACAAUGCCAAGAUCGAUCAAUAAGAUUUUCCAGGCUAAUUUCAUCGAAUGAACGGACACCUCUACCAAUGAUGGAUGGUGCAAGAUGUUCCAUCGGAGCAGUAUUCACUAACGGCAAAAUUAUUGUCUGUGGAGGAUAUAAUCGAGGCGAGUGUCUCAAAUCUGUUGAAGAAUACGACAUUAUUAGAGGAGAAUGGCGCAAACUGCCAGAAAUGAAUCAUGAACGAGGUCGCUUUGAUGCAUCUAUGGCUGGUGGGAAGAUAUAUGCUAUUGCGGGAUGUACUGGUAGCGAAGAAUUGAAGUCUGCAGAAUGCUUUGAUUUCAGAACUCAAAAAUGGACUCUCAUAGCGCCUUUACACAAAAGAAGAAGCCAAAACGGGUGUGCUUAUCUAAAUGGUCUGAUAUAUUGCAUUGGUGGAAUUUCUGAGAAUUCAGUAUUAAAAGAAUGUGAAAGAUAUGAUCCCGAAAAAGAUCAGUGGGAAAUUAUUUCUUCAAUGCAAAUUUCGCGUUCUCAAGCUGGAUGUACAUCAUGGAGAGGUUUAAUAGUCGCAUGCGGUGGAUGUGAUAGAUGGAAUUGCCUGGAUUCUGUCGAAGCGUAUGAUCCCAAAACAAAUUCAUGGAAAUACCUUCCAAAAUUGAAAACUUCGAGAAGAGGAUGUGGUGUAGCUGUAGUAAGAGAUUCUCUUUAUGUAAUUGGUGGUCAUGAUGGAACUCAAUCACUACAAUCAGUCGAGAUUCUUGACCAUCCUAAUGGACAGUGGAGGCCUGGUCCUAUUUUAAAUAUUGCCCGAGCCAACACUCAUUGCGUUGUUACAGCAGGCAAUAUUAUUUAUGUACUUGGAGGAUUUGAUGGGGCUCAGUUUUUAUCAUCAAUUGAACUUCUUGCCAAUGGUAAAAAUGUUGGAUGGUGCAACUGGAUGCUGGAAGGGAAAAAUAAAUCUGUGAAUGAUGCUGUUAUUGCGGAGGAAGAAGAAGAAAUGGAAAUCGAUGAUGGAUAUUCGAGAAAACUGGAUGACCUAUCAGCCAUAAAUAUUGAAGGGAUACUCCAAUCGACUGCUAAAACUUGCAAAUCUAUGCAGGCUGCAUAG
Messenger RNA from Dracunculus medinensis (Guinea worm), 2436 nucleotides. Lineage: Eukaryota; Metazoa; Nematoda; Chromadorea; Rhabditida; Dracunculidae. The record is from the annotation of a GenBank genome assembly.